Molecule: messenger RNA, 447 nt
Organism: Notodromas monacha
Lineage: Eukaryota; Metazoa; Arthropoda; Ostracoda; Podocopida; Cyprididae
Source: the annotation of a GenBank genome assembly
AGAAGCCUGCUGUUAAUUCUUGCAAGCCUGAGUCACAAUGACCAGCAAAGCUGAACUCGCGUGCGUUUAUUCUGCACUCAUCCUUCAGGAUGACGAUGUUGCCAUCACCGGAGACAAGAUCUCAACAAUCUUGAAGGCCGCGAACGUUACGGUUGAGCCGUACUGGCCUAGCUUGUUCGCCAAAGCACUAGAAGGUGUCGACGUGAAGUCUCUGCUAUCGAACGUUGGGUCUGGUGUGGGAGCAGCUCCCGCUGCGGCAGCACCGGCCGCAGCUGCGGCUACCGGAGGUGGAGACGCCGCACCUGCAAAGAAAGAGGAGAAGGUGGAAGAGAAGGAAGAGUCAGAUGACGAUAUGGGCUUCGGCCUUUUCGAUUAGAUCGUUGUUUCUUGGCAAUUGUCCAUUUUUGUUGGGUAAUACAUGCUGAUGAGGGACUUUGAUCUUGAAAA